UGAGCUCAUAGUCUGUAUUAGCCUUCAGAACAUCAGUUAGAGGAGAACUUUCAAGUAGUUCAACACCUGCAGAAUAAAAGCAGAGCACAGAGCAACCAGGAGCAGAAGAAUUUCCAGAAUGAGUCAAGCUGAGGAAAGCAGUGGCAACUCAACAUGGAAUAUUGUGAGGUCAGUAGUCUGCAUGAUACUGGGCUUGUCAUUUAUAAUUGGCACCCCUGGAAACUGCAUCGUCAUCUGGACUGUUUGUACAAAAAUGAAGCGAGUAUCUCUUUCAGUCCUGCUGAUCGUGAACCUGGCCAUUGCUGAUGUCCUUGUUCUGAUCACUUUACCAAUUUGGAUUUACUCUUUUGCUGACUCAUGGGUUUUUGGAGUCAUCUUCUGCAAAAUGCUGGUUUUCAUUAUUUACUGCAGCAUGUAUGCCAGUAUAUUUCUGAUUACAGCACUCAGCCUAGAGCGGCUACUGGCUGUGUUUUACCCUUUCACAAUUCAAAAAUACAGAAGAAAAGAAAAAAUUUCUUUGAUUGUAUUCCUCAUUUGGUUCCUGUCCAUAGCCUUUGGCAUUUCUGUCAUUCCAUUUCAAGAGACAGAAGAAAUGAACGGCCGGCUUCUAUGCACAUGUCGCAACUACUCUUCUAAUAGACAGAAAGUGUCCUAUCUUCUGCUGGAGACCCUCGCAGGUUUUGUAAUCCCUUUCUUCAUCAUUUGCACUUGUUAUGCGUGUGUUGCAAGAAGAAUAAGCAGAAUGACUUACCAAGCCAAGCAGAGAUCGGAACGUCUCAUUGCCAGCGUUGUGGUGGCAUUCAUUCUGUGCUGGUUCCCUCACCAUCUCUUUAACAUCCUGGAUAUUAUCUCAAUUGAAAUAGAACUCUCUAAUGAGGAGAUGUCUUUGGCACUGGAAGAAAUUGUAGACAAAGGAGUGUACAUCUCUGGAGCACUUGUAUUCAUCAGUAGCUGUAUUAACCCUCUGCUUUAUGCUUUUGCUGCACGAAGGUUUCAGAACCACCUGAGGUUUGCCAAGAUGUCAAAGCUGUUUGAACAGAUUAGUCAGACUGUAACAGAGGAAGACAAGAAAAGAAGUCUGGUUGUAGCCAAACGAGAAGAUCCUUUGGUAGGCACAGAAAAUCUCUGACAAGGAACUCAGUGAAUAAUCUGUGUCAUGCCUUCAGCAGUCCUUUCUCCUCAUUCUCUCAGUUUCAUUUACUGAGCAGUCCAGAGAAAGCUGGAGAGAAAUAAAAGCUUUUCGGGUUUUUUCUUGUGCAUUUUAUAAAAAUAGGUAUUAACAACCUUGUCCAGUUCAUAAGUUAAUAUUCACAUCAUGAAUUGAGCACUAUUUCACUGUUGCUGAGAACCUCAGCAAGGUAGCUAAAAGCUCAAAUUGUAAGGAAUACAGCAUUUUUACUUUCCAUUAAAAUGAUUUCUGAUUUCUAGACACUCUGUGUGCAGAAAACAGAAAAGAAUUGCAUGUGGAAAAGACAGACUUUGAAAGCUUAAAAUGAAGUUUUUCUUCAGAAAAGAAUUUGUUACAUGUUCAAAAAUCCUCAUGCAAUUUAAAGUUUUAAGAAGUUAAAUUCUUUAUAUGGUUAAGAAUGGUUUUAAGGUGUACUAAUGGCAAGAAACUCUUCUGGUCAACGGGAAAUCUAAAGCUGUUUUUAUUUAUUACUUUAUUUAGGUCUGAAAUUAAUAAGGGUUGUUUACACAGUCAAGCUUAUUUACUGUAUUAUCUUGGGUUAGUAGAUUUGAACAAGUCAAAUGUGGAUUGUGACCUCUCUCCAGAAGAAGCAGAAGGUAUGAGAACUGUGUUGCAUGGCAAACAUCACAGCAUAUAUGUUGUAUUUGAUGGCAAACACACUGCAUACUUCAGUGGCAAUUUGAUUUAUUAAAUAUAUAUUUUGAGUAUCCUCAAAAUUUUUGAUUCAAAGAAGUUAAGCUUCCAAGAUGUCUAUUAAAAUGUGAAAGAAUCGGAUCAGGCUCGGGUGAGGAGGAAGGAGAGAUCCUUCAUAUUAUUUUUAUGUGUAAGAAAAUUAUGGUAGUGGCACAAAAUGUGUCAUAUCAUAAAAGCUUUGUCUUUCAAAUAAAAGUAUUAUUUUUUUUCUUUUAUAGAAUAGUGGACUUUGCCAUAAGAAACCAAUGAAUCUAUAUUUGCAAGGGUUUUAGUUUUGUGAAUGUGUGUCAACUCACUGUGAAAAAUUGCACAGCAUCAAGUGUUUGCUUUUGAAGUUUUAUUUAUUUCAAUUGUGCCUAACAUUUUUAUACUUGUUUUGUAAAUUUUUAAGUCAAUAAUUUGUAAUAAGAUCAAGAUAAUUACUGAUUAUGAAACAUAUUGUAGUUUCACAUUCCUUUUUCUGGACAACUGCUAAAUAGCUACAUUACUCAUCUUUACAAAGAAAUUACAAAUACUAACCAGAAAUUAAUUUUUGAAGUCUUAUUGUGUCACGGUGAAGGAUAUUUGAGUGGUAUUAAUUUAGCUUGUAAAUUGAAAUAAACAUGGGGAAAUAAAAUCCUUA
This is a messenger RNA of Sturnus vulgaris (Common starling), 2504 nucleotides long. Its product is annotated as leukotriene B4 receptor 1-like. NCBI's taxonomy places the organism in Eukaryota, Metazoa, Chordata, Aves, Passeriformes, Sturnidae. Gene Ontology annotation, molecular function: complement receptor activity; G protein-coupled receptor activity. The record is from RefSeq and is a predicted model, not a curated record. Gene Ontology annotation, biological process: positive regulation of cytosolic calcium ion concentration; complement receptor mediated signaling pathway; phospholipase C-activating G protein-coupled receptor signaling pathway. Gene Ontology annotation, cellular component: plasma membrane.